AAAAUAAAAAACAGAAAGCGCAACCAAACAGGUUCGAACCCAGUUGCAAAAAGAAAGAAAAACCUUCAAGACGCUUGGUCUAGACAGCUCGAAGUCAACGAUGGGCGAAAUGGGAUUCGAUCGCAGGCAUGAAACUACACUUUCUCAUCCUGCUCCAAUCGCGCGUAUCUCGAUUGGACAAUAUGUCAUUAUAUCUCAGAAUACUACAAGUCGAGAAAAGGAGCACGAAACACCGCGAAAAGACACGCAAACGGUGAGAACAAGCUCACUCGUUUCGUGUUAUCGCCUGUCCUGUCGCUGCAUUGGCCCCUUUUGCCCCGCUCGCUGCUUUGAAUGAUACUAGAAUGAGCGGUCGUCCUAACGCCAUAUUGUAUUCUGGUGUGUGGGGCGCGGUUUCUGCCAUUUUGAAGCGAACAUUCGCGAAAAAUGAAGCCGGCCGCAGGCGUUCUUCGAACACUAUGUUUCCGUGCUGCCGGUAUCAGGCUCGCGGAAGUGACACCCAUCGCGACAAACAACGCAACAACCGAUCAACGCUCGUUUUUCGGCGCACAUCGCACGCUUGACGUCAGCGCUCACUUCGAGGACCGAGUGCCGCAAGACUGCCGGCAGUACAAAAAGCUUCAUCAUCAAAUCCACAACCUGCCGCUGUCAGGAGUCUGCCCUUGUCUGAACUGCACCAAGUUCGCCAUCAAGCAAUGGUCUUUCGGCAACGGCAAUUUCGAGAAACUUUCGCCGUCAAGUUUCUACAGACACGCGACUCAAUGCUCGUAUGCAACCGUUGCUGAUGUCAUCCAGGCGUAUCCCGAAAUGCGACAACGCUUUGAGACGCACUUUCGAGAGGAGCAAACUGUUCCAAUGGCGGUGGAUUCUACUCCCCCUACUCCGCCACUGCACACGUCUGAGCCAGCUGCCAUGGCAGUGGAUGACCAUGGUGACGACUACGAUGAUGGCUUCGGCGAUGUCCACGUCGCUGACCACGGUGACGCUCCUCAAGCUCCUCUGGGAGCUGAUGACGACGAAUACGAAAGCGACUUCGAAUUGGACGUCGAAGCGACUGACGAAGCGGACGAUACCCCGAACAAUGCCACAGUCAAUGACCCGAGCGAGACGUCAGAGGAGGCGACUGCAGCACCAGGAGCGGCCGAACCAGGAGCGGCCAAAAACAAAGGACCGACACCUAGAGCGACUCGCACAGCUGCUGCGUAUCUGCAGCUUCUCCAAUUCCUCAAUGACAUCAAAAUCAAAGGCAAGGUCACGAAAGACAUCUUCACUCAACUUCUCACGGGUAUCCACAACGUACAAAUGUCGACCCAAUUGCGUCUGCGGGCGCGUUCUUAG
Capsaspora owczarzaki ATCC 30864 is the source of this 1338-nucleotide messenger RNA. RefSeq lists its product as hypothetical. The transcript is spliced from 5 exons. The record is from RefSeq and is a predicted model, not a curated record. Lineage: Eukaryota; Filasterea; Ministeriida; Capsasporidae. Bases 427 to 1338 code for a protein of 303 amino acids.